Anopheles coustani is the source of this 3313-nucleotide messenger RNA. RefSeq names its product ribosome quality control complex subunit NEMF homolog (gene Clbn). Gene Ontology annotation, biological process: ribosome-associated ubiquitin-dependent protein catabolic process; rescue of stalled cytosolic ribosome. Gene Ontology annotation, cellular component: RQC complex. The transcript has 2 exons. Bases 129 to 3230 code for a protein of 1033 amino acids. Gene Ontology annotation, molecular function: tRNA binding; ribosomal large subunit binding. The record is from RefSeq and is a predicted model, not a curated record. Lineage: Eukaryota; Metazoa; Arthropoda; Insecta; Diptera; Culicidae.
UUCGUCAGCUGAGAGGGAGUGUGCCGCGUUGCAAAGGAGUCAAAAUUUCAAUUAUUGAGCAGUGUUGCGAAAACACAAACGGCAAGAACAAUUAAGUACGGGGCAUUCACUGUUCUGGUGUUUUUACAAUGACGAAAACACGCUUCAAUACGUACGAUGUGGUCUGCUCUGUUACGGAGUUGCAGAAGUUGAUUGGCAUGCGAGUCAAUCAAAUAUAUGACAUCGAUAACAAAACCUACCUUAUCCGCUUGGCCCGCAAUGAGGAGAAGGUGGUACUGCUGCUAGAGUCCGGUUUGCGCUUUCAUACGACCAGCUUCGAGUGGCCCAAGAACAUGGCUCCGUCCGGGUUUACGAUGAAGCUGAGGAAACAUUUAAAAAAUAAACGGCUGGAAAGUCUUCAACAGCUGGGCGUGGAUCGAAUAGUCGAUUUUCAGUUUGGCUCGGGAGAAGCGGCUUAUCACAUCGUUUUGGAGUUGUACGACAGGGGAAACAUUCUGCUUACCGACUGUGACUUACGCAUCCUCAACAUCUUGCGACCGCACGUUGAGGGCGAAGAGUUGCGCUUUGCUGUCCGAGAAAAGUAUCCGCGGGAUCGAGCAAAGCAGGACAAUGGGCCACCAUCGAUGGAGCAAAUAAAGGAUGCGAUCCAAAAGGCCCAUCCGGGAGAUACGCUGCGUACUGCAUUGAAUCCGGUGCUCGAGUACGGCGCUUCGGUAAUCGAUCACGUUUUGCACAAGCACGGUCUGUUCGGUUCUAGGAUUGGCGGAGAAAUACCCAAUGAUCCGGCAUUACCGAAGAAGGUUAAAAAGAAGCAGAAAAAUUUGGCAAAAGAGUUUUCAAAAGUAUUCGACAUGGAGACGGACCUGGCGUCCUUGAUGAGCGCCAUCAAUGACGCCGAAAGUAUGCUACGGGCAGCUCAGAAGGAACCCUCGCCCGGAUAUAUCAUACAAAAGAAGGAGCUGAAACCGGCCAAGGAAGGCGAAAAGGAGGAAUACUAUUUUACCAACCUGGAAUAUCAGCCCUAUCUGUACAAUCAAUACCAAGCAGAACCCUACAAGCAGUUUGAUUCGUUUACGACGGCCGUGGAUGAGUUUUAUUCCUCGCUAGAAAGUCAAAAGAUAGACCUUAAAGCUUUUGCACAGGAACGUGAAGCGCUUAAAAAGCUAUCCAACGUUAAAACGGAUCACGCGAAACGUAUCGAGGAACUGACAAAGGUGCAGCUGGGAGACCGUAAGAAGGCGGAACUGAUUACGCGCAAUCAGGAUUUGGUCGAUAAGGCUUUGCUUGCUAUCCAGAGUGCCCUGGCGUCACAAAUGUCUUGGACGGAUAUACAGGAUUUGGUGAAAGCUGCCCAGGCAAACAAAGAUCCGGUUGCGUCAUGCAUAAGGCAGUUAAAAUUGGAGAUAAAUCACAUUUCGCUCUAUCUGGCCGAUCCUUACGCCUUUCUAGAUGAGGGUAACAGCGAUGAAGACGAGGAGGCGAGUGAUCGUGAAGACGAUGAGGAAAAGUUGGAACCGAUGGUUGUGGAUGUUGACCUGGCGUUGACGGCAUUUGCAAACGCUCGACGUUACUACGAUCAGCGUCGUUUUGCAGCAAGAAAAGAGCAGAAAACAAUCGAAUCCAGCUCGAAGGCGUUGAAAAAUGCGGAACGAAAAACAAUCCAAACACUGAAAGACGUACGAACGCAAACGACUAUCUCGAAGGUGCGGAAGGUGUACUGGUUCGAAAAGUUCUACUGGUUCGUUAGCUCGGAAAACUAUCUCGUCAUCGGUGGACGGGAUCAGCAGCAGAACGAACUGAUUGUGAAGCGAUACAUGCGGCCGACCGACAUCUACGUGCACGCAGAGAUUCAAGGUGCUUCGAGCGUCAUCAUUAAAAAUCCUGCCGGGGGCGAGAUUCCUCCGAAGACGCUGCUUGAAGCAGGUACCAUGGCCAUUUCGUACAGUGUGGCCUGGGAUGCCAAGGUUGUGACGAGCGCGUAUUGGGUGCGCAGUGAGCAGGUCAGCAAGACUGCUCCAACGGGAGAGUAUCUAACGACCGGUAGUUUCAUGAUACGAGGAAGGAAGAAUUUUCUACCCCCUUGCCACCUGGUGCUGGGAUUAUCGUUCCUGUUUAAGCUCGAGGACAGUUCAGUAGAACGCCAUCGGGGAGAACGGAGGGUGCGAACGUUCGAAGAGGAAUCGGUUGCCAGCAAGGAUGAGGUGAAGUCGGAAAUAUCUGACCAACCAGUCGAUCAAGAAAUUGAACUGGACGAAGAGUCGGACAAUGAUGGGGAGAAAGAGAAAGAAAUGGAAAAAUUGGACGACACUUCACUUCCGGAAACUGUGAAAAAGCUGUCCAUCUGCGAAGAACCUUCUUCGGAUGCUUCCGCCAGCCAGAGUGGGGCCGAAGAGGAGCCAGAAAAGGACAGCGGUGUGCCCCAGUUUCCAGACACUCACGUCAAGGUUGAACACGAUACCGGCAAGGUAUCUGUAAAGGCCGAUCCAAUUUUACAACGCCUAACGUCCGCGCCUGAUGCGGAUUCGGUAGUGUUUCUAGGCGAUGAAAAGCCAUAUAUCAUUCAGCCGUCUGCGCCGCGCAUUAAACAAAUAUCGAAAAGCAAGCAAAAGGCUAAGGACAAGGAACAGAAGGCAAAGCAAAAACAGGCUCCCGCGCCAAAAGAGGAGCCGCAGAAGGCGGGCCAACUGAAGCGCGGUCAGCGGGCAAAGAUGCGCAAAAUCAAAGAAAAGUAUAAGGACCAGGACGAUGACGACCGUAAGCUAAUCAUGGAGAUCCUGAAAUCGGCCGGCAAUCGCAAGCCGGACGAGGAAACGAAGGAGGACGACGAUGCUGCUGCUGAUAAGGGGAAGGCUAGCUUUAGCAAACGGACCCCUCGUCUAAAGCCGGGUGAGUUUGAGGAACUAGGUGAUGACACACCGGCCGCUGCCGAUCUGGACAUGCUGGAUGGCCUCACCGGGCAACCGGUGGAUGAAGAUGAGCUGUUGUUUGCCAUCCCAGUAGUUGCGCCCUAUCAGUCGCUGCAUAAUUACAAGUACAAGGUUAAGCUGACACCCGGUACUGGCAAGCGUGGCAAGGCCAGCAAGAUGGCGCUGCAAAUUUUCCUGAAGGACAAACAGUGCAGCCCGCGGGAGAAGGACCUGCUGAAGGCGGUGAAGGAUGAGGUGCUGGCACGUAACAUACCCGGAAAGGUGAAGCUAUCGGCACCGCAGAUGCAGAAAGUGCGGAAGUGAAAUGAUAGUGCAUUGAUACUCUGUUGAUACUGUUGAUGCUUCGAUUCCGUGUUAUUUUUCCCUCAAUAAAAUAUGAUUAAUCA